Messenger RNA from Trichomonas vaginalis G3, 693 nucleotides. RefSeq lists its product as uncharacterized. Lineage: Eukaryota; Parabasalia; Trichomonadida; Trichomonadidae. The record is from RefSeq and is a predicted model, not a curated record. The transcript has a single exon. The coding region runs from base 1 to 693 and encodes 230 amino acids.
AUGAGUAAAGCGCAAAAAAAGGUCGAUAAUAAGUCAAAGAAACCAAAUCACAAGAAGAACGACAAUGAUAAGAAGAAGCACGAGCAGCAGCCAAAGCGAAAGAAAGACACUAGAUUCGACGCUUUUACACCAAAAUCUUUGACUCCUGUUUCAGCUAUGGAUAUGGAUUCCGUUAUCCAUAAUCUUCAAGAAAGAAAUCAAAAAAUUACAGUAGGCAUAGAAUCAAGCUUCAAUGACUUAAAUGAUUCUCUUUAUAGUCAAUUCGUUGUCAGUACUGCUUCCCUACAGAACUCAACAGAAAAUGUGGGUGCCUUAUCGAAUGUUCUCAAGAAGGUUUCUUCAAAUCCAUUUGUAAAUUUGAUUAUUUCCGGAGAUUCUAAUGAAUUACUCGAAUUUACCAAAGAAAAGCAUUUCGAAAAGUACUUCUCGCCAAACCAGCUUCAUUCUGCUACAAUAUUACUUCAAUUUCUGACAAAAUCAAUUUCAAAUAUUUCCGAGCAAAAUGAAAAUUACGCCGAAUGGAUAUCAGCUGCUUUGAUAGAUAUCGAACAGGAUGAAUCCAAAAGCACAUUAACUCAGCUUCCAAAGAUUAUUACGAAAAUUCAAGAAUUAUCUGAGCCGCUUGUAUCUCUAAAGUGGAAGCAAGUUACUCAUGUAGCAAGAUCAGUACUUUCUGGUCAGAAUACUUUGUAA